Pungitius pungitius (ninespine stickleback) is the source of this 2544-nucleotide messenger RNA. It is a transcript of the gene ddc, whose product is annotated as dopa decarboxylase. The transcript is spliced from 14 exons. Bases 126 to 1565 code for a protein of 479 amino acids. Gene Ontology annotation, cellular component: cytoplasm. The record is from RefSeq and is a predicted model, not a curated record. Lineage: Eukaryota; Metazoa; Chordata; Actinopteri; Perciformes; Gasterosteidae. Gene Ontology annotation, biological process: serotonin biosynthetic process; catecholamine metabolic process; amino acid metabolic process. Gene Ontology annotation, molecular function: aromatic-L-amino-acid decarboxylase activity; pyridoxal phosphate binding.
UUGUCCAGCUUACGCACACACACACACACACACACUCAACACGUGCCCGUCUGUCCGUUCGUUUGUGGGCGCUGAGCAAGAGGGAAAGAUCCACUAUCUGAAGCUCUCACUUUCAAAUUGGUACCAUGGAUGCUGCAGAGUUCCGGCGGAGAGGGAGGGAGAUGGUGGACUACGUCGCCGACUACCUGGAGAACAUUGAACAGCGUCCGGUUUACCCAGAUGUGGAACCAGGGUAUCUUCGUUCCUUGAUUCCCACGGAGGCCCCACUGGAGCCUGAUAACUAUGAUGACAUCAUGAAAGAUGUGGAAAGGGUCAUAAUGCCAGGGGUAACCCACUGGCAAAGUCCUCACUUUUUUGCCUACUUUCCAGCUGCUAGCUCUUACCCGGCCCUGUUGGCCGACAUGCUAUGUGGAGCCAUUGGCUGCAUUGGAUUCUCCUGGGCUGCCAGCCCGGCCUGCACAGAGUUGGAGACGGUGAUGUUAGAUUGGCUGGGGAAGAUGCUGAAGCUGCCAGAGCAUUUCAUAGCCGGGACUCAUGGCCACGGAGGAGGUGUCAUCCAGAGCACAGCCAGCGAGGCGACCCUGAUGUCUUUGCUCGCUGCCCGCUGUAAAGCAGUGAGACGGGUUCAGGAGACAAACCCCGAAAUACCAGAGGCCGAAGUCCUCUCCAAACUGGUGGCGUACGCCUCUGAGCAAGCUCAUUCUUCAGUGGAGCGUGCGGCCCUGAUUGGAGGAGUGAUGAUGAGGAAGGUUCCCACAGAUAACACCUAUGCCGUUGGAGGAGGCAUGCUUAAAAAGAUGCUGGAGGAGGACAAAGCGGCAGGACGAAUCCCUUUCUACUUCUGUGCGACUCUUGGUACCACCUCAUCCUGUGCUUUUGAUCACAUCACCGAGCUGGGGCCCAUAUGUAAUGAGGAAAAUUUGUGGAUGCACAUCGAUGCAGCAUAUGCAGGGAGUGCAUUCAUCUGUCCUGAAUUUAGGCCUUUGCUGAAUGGCAUUGAGUUUGCUGACUCUUUUAACUUCAACCCCCACAAGUGGCUUUUAAUCAACUUUGACUGCUCUACAAUGUGGGUGAAGAAGAGGCAGGACAUCAUUGGAGCCUUCAAGGUGGAACCCCUCUACCUGAAACACGAGAACCAGGAGUCAGGGCUGGUCACAGAUUAUAGGCAUUGGCAGAUUCCACUGGGAAGAAGAUUUCGCUCACUGAAGAUGUGGUUUGUCUUCCGUUUGUAUGGACUCCAAGGCCUGCAGACUCAUAUACGCAAGCAAGUGGUCCUGGCCAAAGAAUUUGAGAGUCUUGUUCGAGCAGACAAGAGGUUUGAGAUCUGUGCCGAGGUGGUCAUGGGGCUGGUGUGCUUCAGGCUCAAGGGCUCCAAUGAAUUGAACGAGCUCUUGCUAAAAAGGAUCACCGAGAGCAGAGCCAUCCACCUGGUGCCUUGUCAGCUCUCCGGCCUCUUUGUCCUACGCUUUGCCAUCUGCUCACGCACCACUGACUCGGGCCACAUCCAACACGCAUGGCGGCAAAUCACACAGCUGUCCAGUGAGCUUUUGCAAAGUGAUCAUUGACCAAAAGGCUGGAAAGGGGCUGUCCACCAGCAUGUCAAAAGACCGCCCAACGUGAGGACGAAAGAUUUCCUGUUGCAUAUUUCUGUCUGCUGCCAUGCUAUCUAGUCCAGUGAGCAGUGAUCACUAUCCUGUUGAUACAUGUGAAAAUAACGCCUUACAAAAAUCAACAAAGCAAAUGUGUACGUAAGGAAAGAAAAUUAUUUUACAUUUUCUAUUUGCAACUUCUCCACUAUUGACCGCUUUUAUCUUUCACUGUCUUUGUGCUUGCAUCAUUCCGCCGUGAGCCUCUGUCUAUGCCGCUUCCGUGUCUUCACGUCCAACAUGGGUUGGUUUAUUGUAAAUGCGUUGUACAUUGAUUGUCUAAAUGGAUUUAUAAGUCAACAGGUGCUGUCACAGAAUUAGCUUUUAAAUGUUCAUGAUUUAUCAUCAAGCUUUAAAUGAAGCCUUAGAAAUGAGGGAGUUGUUAUAGAUUUACAAAGGUUACUUUAUGACAAUAUAAUUGUUCCUAGGCUAUGGCUUCAUGAGUUUUUGAAAGUAAGGAAUUCAAACAUUGCUCCUAAGAAUCAGGAAAACCCCUUUUCACAAAUGCUUUCAUAUCUGACCCGAUUAGCUAAAUUAGUUGUGGUUAAAAUGGCAGGCAGCGGCCGACUAUAUAUUUGUAUACUGAUUUUCUAUCAAUACAUUUAGUGUUUUAUUGAUUUAAGUGCCAUAUGUUUGGCAUAGUUAUAUUGUGCUUCAUUCAGAUAGAAACAAAUGAUCAAGUAGUUGAGUAAGUAGUGCAUAUAUUUGAUAUGUCCGGUGUAUAACAAAUUAAAGCCCCAAGAUGCACCACUAUUUGUCCAUCAUGACAGAUGUCAAACCUUGUUGUGAAUUCAUAUGAUUGUAUCAAAUUGUGCUCAUGUUGCUGAGCAAGGUGUUUUCUCGUUGAGUUGCCUGUGACUUGCAACGGUGAGGGUUUAUUUGAAUAAAGUCUUCAGUG